Messenger RNA from Verticillium dahliae VdLs.17, 561 nucleotides. RefSeq lists its product as uncharacterized. Bases 159 to 476 code for a protein of 105 amino acids. The transcript has a single exon. The record is from RefSeq and is a predicted model, not a curated record. NCBI's taxonomy places the organism in Eukaryota, Fungi, Ascomycota, Sordariomycetes, Glomerellales, Plectosphaerellaceae.
ACCUGUGUUCCGUAUGAAUCUCGUGAAGGCUCCGAUGAGAAGGCCAUGAGCUCUUGGCGUGUCAUGCACGUCUGCGGUGUCACGCGGUUAAGCUGCUUUUAUGUGAAGCCAAUGGCAAUGUACUCUUUGGCCGGCAAUUUUCUUACACGGUCUCGUCAAUGAUGGUUCUUCGUUUCUUUGGCUAUACGGGAGAUGACCGGCAGCGGGCAAUCAUCAGUCUGUCAUGCCCGGCGACCCACCAUGACCGGAGCCGGCUCCGUUCGGCAAGCUUAGCGUGGAAGCAGUAUACCGUGCGCCGGGAGCAGGAACAUGUUGGGUUUUGCCCGGGGGCAGGAGCAUUCAUCUGGUUGUCAUCAAGGAUUAAUGCCAUGUGUCUAGUUCACAAUCACAGCCACAGGCUUGCCGGUCUCACCUGUUGUCAAAACUCCUUUUACGGCAGCUUGAAGGAGAGAAGAAUAUGGUAUACACCGAGAUGAUGUUGCUAGCCACACCCCCUAAACGUCAAUUUUAUAGAGUAUCUCUUUGUAAGGUCCUUGCUACAAUCUUGAAAACGUAUCGAAC